This is a messenger RNA of Zymoseptoria tritici IPO323, 1235 nucleotides long. RefSeq names its product actin-related protein, ARP1 class. The transcript is spliced from 3 exons. Lineage: Eukaryota; Fungi; Ascomycota; Dothideomycetes; Mycosphaerellales; Mycosphaerellaceae. The record is from RefSeq and is a predicted model, not a curated record. Bases 93 to 1235 code for a protein of 380 amino acids.
AAACACAGCACCAUUCCACCGAUCGACCAGCCUGAAUGUCCCGAAGAACGCGAUAGUCGAGCGUUCGUGGACGCGAUAGGGAGCUCGAAAUCAUGAGCGAUCUUCACAACACUCCGAUCGUCAUCGACAAUGGCAGCGGCACCAUCAGAGCUGGAUACGCAGGCGAGGACUCACCGCGAUGCUUCUUCCCUUCAUAUGUCGGCCGGCCAAAGCACAUGCGUGUACUCGCGGGUGGAUUAGAAGGCGACGUGUUCAUCGGAAACCGCGCGCAAGAGCAUCGAGGCCUCCUGAAGAUCCGGUACCCUCUCGAACACGGCAUUGUCACGGACUGGGAUGACAUGGAGAAGAUCUGGCAGCACAUCUACACCGACGAGUUGAAGUCACUGAGCGAAGAGCACCCGGUCCUGCUCACGGAGGCACCUCUCAACCCACGCACAAAUCGAGACACCGCCGCACAAAUUCUCUUCGAAACCUUCAACGUACCCGCGCUCUAUACCUCCAUCCAAGCAGUGCUCUCCUUGUACGCAUCUGGACGCACAACCGGAAUUGUUCUAGACGCGGGAGACGGGGUCUCACACGCGGUGCCUGUAUACGAGGGCUUCGCAGUCCCUAGCAGUAUCCGGCGGAUAGACGUGGCAGGAAGAGAUGUAACAGAAGAGCUGCAACGGCUGCUGCGAAAGAGUGGGAGUGUCUUCCACACCAGCGCAGAGAAGGAGAUUGUGAAAGCGAUCAAGGAGAAGCACUCAUACGUGGCUCUGGAUCCGAAGAAGGAAGAGAAGGAAUGGCAAAGUGCGAGCAACCGAGGUGGAGAAAGCAAGGUAGCGGAAUACGUCUUGCCAGAUGGGAGGAAGCUCAAAAUUGGGCCUGAGCGCUUCCGAGCGGCAGAGAUCCUCUUCGAUCCUGAGCUGAUCGGACUGGAAUGGCCGGGACUCCACCAAAUCGUCGUCGACUCCAUAAAUCGAACCGACAUGGAUCUGCGGAAAGCGCUCUUUGGCAACAUUGUCCUGUCCGGCGGCUCCACCAUGAUCAAGGGGUUCGGAGACCGAUUGCUGCACGAAGUGCAACGACUGGCCGUCAAGGAUAUGCGCAUCAAGAUCUUCGCUCCCCCUGAGCGAUUAUACAGCACCUGGAUUGGCGGCAGUAUCCUGGCGGGCUUGAGCACGUUCAGGAAGAUGUAUGUAACGAUUGACGAUUGGCACGAGAAUCCGGACAUCAUCCAUCAAAAGUUCACAUAG